UUCCGUAACUCCAUUCCUGAGAAUCAAGUUCACCAGAUGUUCCACGGUUGAGUGAAGAGCCAAUGAGAUGGCAUCUGCUGUGGGCCUGUUGCUUUGAUAGGCAAAUUGGAAUGGAUCCAAGUCACCUCUCAGGCAGGAGCUGACUUACUUCAACAUCAGGCUCUCAAAACACUUCAUCACUGUGGAUAUAAACCACUGAAAUGGAGGCAAUAACACAUGGGUUAGAGAAGAAUGGUCAAUUACCAGAAUCCUCUUGCGAAGAAGAGCUCCAGGAACUAUUGCAUCAAAUCGAUGUCAUGGUGAACCGGAAAAAAAUUGAAUGGGAACAACAGUCGCAAAGUCUUGAGACCCAGCUUGAAAUGCGUGAGCUAGAAUUGGUCAAUGUACGCACAUGCCUUGAUUCAAAACAGCAUGAGGUAGAUGAGCUUCGUCAGCAGUUACAAGAUGUUGAAAACUCCCAUAAACUAAUGAUACAGAAGUAUGAAGAACAGUUUAAAUCCUUGAAAUUUGAUCUCGGUCAACUGCAUAGUACCUAUGAGAAGCUGCAAAACCAUCAAGAAAAGAAAGCCAAUGAGAAAUAUAAGAAAAUGGAGUUAAAACUUUUAGACCUCCAGACUGAAUUGCAAUCACGAGAUGAUCUACUGCAAGUAAACCACUUGGAGCAGAAACAGCUACGGAAGGAGCUAGCCAGAGUCAGACAAUCCGUAAUGCAAAAAGAUGAUGUCCCUAGGCUUGAAUUAUUACAAAGACAUUGUAAUCAGCAGAAGGAUGAGCUUGGCAGAAAGGAUGAAGAGUUACGAAGACUGCAGAAUAAUCAUGUGGACAGGAACAAGGAAAGCAAUAAAUUCAGGAAUUGCAUCUGCGAGAAGGAACAGUCACAUAUCUCUGAGUUGAUGGGAAUUAGAACAGAGGUCUCUAACCUCGCUAGAACACUUGAUCAAAAAGAAAUCACCAUAGCAACUGUCACAGAGAAAACUGCUCAUCUGGAAAAGCAACUCAGCACUGAACUGGAAAAAAAAGAUCAAAUUUCAGUUGAAUAUUGGAUGGUCGUGGACCAACUUGAGUCUCUUAAAGAGGAGAACAAAGACUUAAAAGAAACAUUGCAAAGCUUGGAGGGCAACCGAUCGAAGAUAGAAAAUAAUCAACUGAAGGAGCUUCAGAAUGCUUAUGCAGCCUCUAUCCAUAAACUGGGUUCUGAUAAUAAACUGUUACAGAAGGACUUGGUAAGACUAAAGGCAGAACUGGAAACAUCUGCAAGGACUAGCAAGGAAAAAUAUGAGGCAGCUCUCCGACAUACACAGUAUGCUAUGGCAGAGCUGAAAGAACAUGAAAACAGGAGAGCAAAGAAAUUGCAAGAAGAAAAUGAGAAACAAAUGAGGAACAUGGAAACCAAGCUUAAACAAACUGUACAACAUUAUGAAGAGAAAAUCAAGAGCCUGCAGAAGAACUGCAGCAUUCAGAAGUGUUUUAAUAUGUCUGCACCACAUUUUGGAAGCACAGAAAACAGAGAGUAUUCACCAGAAAGAAACUUAACACCCACAGUUAUAACGGCAGAUACUUGUUGCAAUGAUAUGAAUGAACCAUUUGCUGAUGUAAAUAAAUCUGGUGAUUCUCUAUCUACUGUCUUUACCAACGGGAGCUUCCUGCCAUUGUCUCCCACAGGGGUAUCAGAUACUUCCUCAGUAACAGCACAUUUCCUCGAAGAAGAAGAAGAACGAGCCCGGGUGUUGGAGAAGUUGCUUAAUUCCCAUAUUGAUGAACUGAAGUUGGAAUCAAAGCAUACACUUAACAUGCAUGCAGGAACCAAAAUAGAUUUACCAGAUACAAUAUAUUCAUGUUGCCAAUGCACUUGUCAAGAUAUCUGAAAUGGUGUGUACUGCCUGAUGUUGGUCUAUGUAGAACAUAGUAAAUGAAUUAAAUUCCUGAUUUUACCCAUUAAUUGCAAAAUUAAUUUAAUUAUGUUCCUGAAUUACACAUUAAUUGUGAUUAUGUAUGUGCAUAAAUUUACUAAAUUUAUUUAAUUAAUUUGUAGUUUCCAUAAGAGAACUUUUGUUGGUGAAAAAUAUUUUUGUAAGUAUCAUCGUAAAGCCACUAACAUGAUGAAGGAAGCCCUGCACACCGCAAGAGGUGGACGGCCUUCACUGCUGCCCCCAACGCCAGUGAAGGACCGGGCAGAAAGAGGAGGAUACAUCAUCAUGAACGUAUUUGCAGUUACUUUAAAAUUAAAGAUUUUUUAAAAUAUUUCAUUACCAGCCUUAUGUUGAGGCAUCGAUACAAUUGAUGAAAUCACAAGGUAUGACUGGAUGAUUAUGAGA
Hypanus sabinus (Atlantic stingray) is the source of this 2315-nucleotide messenger RNA. Its product is annotated as centrosomal protein of 63 kDa-like. The record is from RefSeq and is a predicted model, not a curated record. Gene Ontology annotation, biological process: centriole replication; de novo centriole assembly involved in multi-ciliated epithelial cell differentiation. The transcript has 13 exons. Gene Ontology annotation, cellular component: centriole. Lineage: Eukaryota; Metazoa; Chordata; Chondrichthyes; Myliobatiformes; Dasyatidae. The coding region runs from base 201 to 1865 and encodes 554 amino acids.